Planococcus citri (citrus mealybug) is the source of this 1449-nucleotide messenger RNA. Its product is annotated as esterase E4-like. The record is from RefSeq and is a predicted model, not a curated record. Lineage: Eukaryota; Metazoa; Arthropoda; Insecta; Hemiptera; Pseudococcidae. The transcript is spliced from 8 exons. Bases 102 to 1382 code for a protein of 426 amino acids.
GGCAUCAAAAGGGACACACCACUGCAGCAAUUUUUUCAUAAUAGAAAUGACGAUUAACUUUACUGCAGAUACCUUCGAAAGAAGAUUCUUUGAAGGCAGUCAUGGUAAAUUUUCAUUCAGGAGGAUUUAUUCAUGGUUCCCCAGAUCCGUCAGGAUACCGAUUGCAUGUAUUAGGAUAUCUCAAUUUAAACUUGAAAGUGUGUUCUGGAAAUCAAGGAUUGAAAGACGCAAUACUGAGUCUACAAUGGAUCAAAGAAAAUAUCAGUGUUUUUGGAGGAGAUCCUGACAACAUAACAUUGAUGGGCAGCAGCGCUGGUUCCGUAAUAGUUCAUUUCAUGUUAUUGUCACCUUUGGCUAAAGGUUUAUAUCACAAAGCGAUUCUCAUGGGCUGUUACGCUUUCAUUCCAGUAGCAAUUUGUUUGAUGGAAAAUGCUUCUGUCGCUUACAAAAUCGCUCAAAUGCUCGGUUACGAUGGAAAACCAGAUGACAACAAAAAACUGCUCAACUUUUACAAAAGCGUAGAGCUUUCCCGUUUAUUUUUGACAAGACCGGAAUAUUUGUUCAAUACAACUACGAUUCAAGUUUACCCUCAGUCACCAUUCCUCUUCACUCCAGAGCCAGGUGAGAAUUCACCACUUCCUGUAUCACCAGAAAAACUGAUCCCUUCAACGAACCGUGUUCCGAUUAUCAUAGGAUUCAGUGAAAGAGAAGCUUGCAUUACUUUAGUGACGCUGCGUGCUUUGAACACUCCUUUGAAAACUUGUUUUUAUAAAGCGAUUCAACAAAAUUGUUGGGGAUGGGCUGCUGCACUGAACGAAGAUGAAUUGAAACGCAUACAAAAAGAAGUUGAAAAUUUCUACUUAGCUGGCGAGUCGAUAGAAACUGCUUCACAAUCAGUUCUAUGCGAUAUUUUAACGGAUAUUGCGUUGUCAGACGUUUAUGAUUCAGUGAUAAACGUAAUCUCAGCGGAUCUUCCAUCUUCGGUAUACGUGUAUAAUUUUCACUACGAUGGAAAAUUAUGCGUCAUGAAAGCCCAAAUUGAACGAUCUUUAAAAGAACCAUUACCAGGUGCCUUCCACGGUGCUGACUACAGCUACUGGUGCUACAAUGAAGAAAUGGCUGGUAAAACUAUGGCUCGAAUACAGCCGAACGAUCGAAAAAUAGUAGAUACGCUGACCAAUUUACUGACCACGUUUGCCAAGACAUCAAAUCCUAAUUACGAUGGAUUAGAAGUCGAAUGGAAGCCUACAACUCCGGAUAGCCCGAGCUAUUUAAUUAUUAAUGAAAAGCUACAAAUCAAAGACGAAUUAUUGAAUGGCGAACGAAUGGAAUUUUGGCACAGACUGAAGAAUAAAUUUGUAAAAAGUCGCACACACUUGUAAAUAAAAUUAUUGUAACUGGGGACCCUCAUCCAAGAGAAAAUGAUAUUUUUGUUCACGAGUACUUUAA